GUGGUGUGAUGCAUACAUUUUCAUCAUCAAGCUAAUAACGAUCAUAAGCUAGAUAUAUAGAGAUGGCGUCGGGAUCAGCAGCAGCAGCUCCGGCGCCGGCCGUCGUCGCCGUGACCGUGGCGGCUGCGCUGCUCCUUGCCCUGUGUGGCUCGACGGAGGCCCACACGCAGUUGGGCGCGUACAACAAGACGUGCCCACAGGCGGAGGACAUCGUGUUCAAGGAGAUGACCGCCGCCGUCGCCAAGUCGCCCGGCCUCGCCGGCUCCCUGCUCAGGCUCUUCUCCGUCGACUGCUUCGUCGGAGGUUGCGAGGGGUCGAUUCUUCUGGACUCGACGGCCAGCAACACGGCGGAGAAGGACUCGCCGCUCAACAAGGGCCUCCGCGGCUACGACGUCGUCGACGCCAUCAAGGCGAAGCUCGAGGCGGCCUGCCCCGGCGUCGUCUCCUGCGCCGACGUCCUCGCCCUCGCCGCGCGGGACUCCGUGCGAAUCACCAAAGGCCCCUACAUUCCGAUCCCGACGGGGCGGGAGGACGGCAACAGGUCGUCGGCCGCCGACGUCGCCCCCAACACUCCCAAGCCGGACGCCAGCGUCGCCGACCUCAUCGCCUUCUUCGGGAAGUUCAACCUCACCGCCAAGGACCUCGCCGUGCUCUCCGGUGCGCACACCAUCGGCAGGGCUCACUGCUCCGCCUUCUCCUCCCGCAUCUACAACUUCACCGCCAGCAACAACGUCUCCGACCCCACGCUCGACGCCAACUACACGGCAUCUCUCCGCGGCCGGUGCGCCGCCGGUGACCUCACCACCCUGGUCGACCUCGACCCCAGCAGCGGCACGACGUUCGACCUCGGGUACUACAGGGGCGUCGCGGCGAGCAGGGGCCUCCUCUCCACCGACGGCGCGCUGCUCCUCAACGAGGACACCAGCGCCUACGUGAUGCGCCAGGGCAACGCCACCGCGACCGCCGAGUUCUUCGCCGACUUCGCCGCGUCCUUCGUCAACAUGAGCAAGAUCGGCGCGCUGACGCACCACAAGGGCCAGAUAAGGAGGCACUGCUCCGCCGUCAACCCUCCGUCCGCCUCCUCCCUGGCGCCCGUCACCAUGGGCGCGCACGCCGCCGUGCUACUCGCGAGCUCUCUCGUCUCCAUCGUCGCUCUGGCGCUUGUGCUCUAGCCAGUAUGGAACUUGCAUUGUGUGAAGUGUGUUUGGUUUGGGUUUGUUUUUAUGUGCUGAUUCCUUCCUAUAAUUUGUCUCGAUUGCUUUGCUGUGGUAAGUAUGGAUGCAUCAUGUCAAGAAUAUUGCCAUUGGCUGAUUUCUGAAUGUAAGUAUAUAUUGCAGUUUGCGAGAUCUCUGAUGGUGACCGUCGUUAUGGCACUUGUACCCGUUGUAAGUUUGAUGAGUGUUGGAAUUCAAGUUCGAGUAUGAAUAAAGUCUAACCAGUUUUCAA
This is a messenger RNA of Hordeum vulgare subsp. vulgare (domesticated barley), 1446 nucleotides long. RefSeq names its product peroxidase 1-like. Gene Ontology annotation, biological process: response to oxidative stress; hydrogen peroxide catabolic process. The transcript is spliced from 3 exons. Bases 63 to 1172 code for a protein of 369 amino acids. Gene Ontology annotation, cellular component: plasmodesma; plant-type cell wall. Gene Ontology annotation, molecular function: heme binding; peroxidase activity. NCBI's taxonomy places the organism in Eukaryota, Viridiplantae, Streptophyta, Magnoliopsida, Poales, Poaceae. The record is from RefSeq and is a predicted model, not a curated record.